GUAGCCGGCAGCCAAUGAGAGGCCGCCGGGGGGCGUGGCCGAGUGAAUGUAUUAAAAUGACGGAGAAGAAAACUGACUGUUGAGUUUGUGUAUGCGGAGGCUGUGGGAAUUUCGGCCAGAAUAACAACAAACACAAGAAGUUCAUGUUACUCGUUUGUCCCCCCCGUCUUCCAAAAACGCCUAAACUUUCUCACUUUUUCCUUGUGGUCGUCUUCAUGUCAAACAUUUGGCGUUUGGGAGCUAUUCUGGCUGUUCGCAGGAUGGUGUUAGCUAGCAGGGUAGCAGGCUAACGGGCUAGCUGCGCCUGAAAGACUGUCCUUAACCGUUAGCCUAGCUUAGCUUAGCUUAGCUUAGUCUGGCUGGCUACCUACCCUUCCUGCCGUCAGGCUGCAACCAAGGCCAGCCUGCUGAAUAAUUUAAGAGGUUUUCCGAUGGUGGCAAGCGUGAAAUAAGGGACAUCAUGCUACGCUGAGCUUGUUUAGGAGUACGAGGACGUCGCUAUGCCGCUGUUUGUCGCCUGGCUGUCUCCGUUGUGGAUGUAGAGCGUCUUUCUGCCAUGCCACUUUUUGGCCCUCCGUGAUUCUGUGUUGAUGGCACUGAUCCCUCACUGGAGUUUUUAUUCCAGCUGCUGUUUUAUUUUAUUUCCUUUUUUUGGCGCCUGAAGCAUCAACAAUGAAUGUAUGCGUCGCUGCAAAUUUGGCCGGAUACUUGUGAAUUGGAUUUUCCAAGGAGGAGGAAUUUGACAGGAAGCGCCGCCAGGACUGGCCGUAAUUAUUAUUGUUGUUAUUAAUAUUAUUUUAAACAAACUGUUAACACGUAGAGGAUCAUGGCUUCAGUGUGGAAGAGACUUCAGCGCGUGGGAAAACAUGCGUCCAAAUUCCAGUUUGUGGCCUCCUAUCAAGAACUCAUGGUGGAAUGUACAAAGAAGUGGCAACCAGAUAAACUUGUGGUUGUGUGGACGCGCAGGAGUCGGCGGAAAUCCUCCAAGUCACACAGCUGGCAGCCGGGCAUUAAGAACCCGUACCGAGGCGUGGUGGUGUGGCCUGUUCCUGAGAACGUCGAGAUCACAGUCACGCUGUUUAAGGACCCCCACGCCGAGGAGUUUGAGGACAAAGACUGGACGUUUGUUAUUGAGAAUGAGUCUCCCUCAGGUCGUAGAAAGGCUCUGGCCACCAGCAGUAUUAACAUGAAGCAGUACGCCAGCCCGAUGCCCACGCAGACGGACGUGAAACUCAAGUUUAAACCGCUUUCCAAAAAGGUGGUGGCUGCAGCGCUACAGUUUUCUCUGAGCUGCAUCUUCCUCAGAGAAGGAAAAGCAACGGAUGAAGAUAUGCAGAGUCUGGCCAGUUUGAUGAGUAUGAAGCAGGCAGACAUUGGCAACCUAGAUGACUUUGAGGAGGACAACGAGGAAGACGAAGAGAACCGGGUCAACCAGGAGGAGAAAGCAGCCAAGAUUACAGAGUUGAUCAGUAAACUAAAUUUUCUGGAGGAGGAUGAGCAGGUUCAGACCCACUCCAGCUCGAACCCCUUCGAGGAGGCCGAUGACCCUCUGGCUCUGAACCCGUUCGAUGACCCUGACGAGGAAGAAGUGCAGCCCUCCCUGCAGUCCACUCUAAAAGACGAGGAAUCCUCAAACCCAUUCAAUCCAUUUGAUGAGCCUGAACCAGAGCAAGACCAAGACCAGGACCAGGACCCUCAGUAUAAAAACCCAUUUGAUGAGCCAGAGCCUCAAGUGGAGAGCACGCCCCCUAGAGGCAGUGCGAGGAAGAUAGUGCGACCGGUGGACAUGAGCAAAUAUCUGUACGCAGAUAACAGCAAGACAGAAGAAGAGGAGCUGGAUAAGUCGAACCCGUUCUACGAGCCCAAGUCCAGCAGUCCAGCUCAGUCCACUACAGAGGGCAGCACUGAAAAAAACAUGAAACGCCGAGCCCCUCUUCCCCCAGCCGUGACCUCAGUGACCCCCUCCAGCCCCUCAGUGACCCCUAAACCAGCCGUCUCUGACAAGACCCCCAGUGGCCCCGCGGCCUUCCCUGCGCUAGUUGGCAGGGAGCUGGUGUCUUCAUCACCCAAGCCCAGUCCAAUGCCCAGUCCUAUUCUGGGUGGACGGCCAAAUGCCUCUCAGUCUCUGCUGGUCUGGUGCAGGGAAGUGACCAAAAACUACCGGGGCGUGAAAAUCACCAACUUCACUACGUCCUGGAGGAACGGCCUGGCAUUCUGCGCCCUGCUGCACCACUUCAGACCGGACCUCAUUGACUACAAGGCUCUGAAUCCUCAAGACAUUAAAGAAAACAACAAAAAGGCAUAUGAUGGCUUUGCAAGUCUAGGCAUCUCUCGUCUGUUGGAGCCAGCGGACAUGGUGCUGUUGGCCAUCCCGGACAAGCUGACGGUCAUGACGUACCUCUACCAGAUCCGUGCGCACUUCAGUGGUGAGGAACUCAACGUGGUCCAAAUCGAGGCCAACAGCGGCCGCAGCACCUACAAGGUGGGAGACUUUGAGACAGACACCAACAGUUCCAUCGACCAGGACAAGUUUUAUGCCGAGCUAAACAGCGACCUGCACCGAAAUGAAAGUCUUAAACAGCCUGAUGGCAUGGCCGCUAAUGGAGAGGGGGUGGAGCUAGAGGUAGCGUCAGUCACAGGUGCGUCUGUGGGGAUGAGUCUAACAGAAGUAGGCCUAACUUCAGCAACCUCCAGCCCCGCCUCUGUUGUCACGACAACAGCGACUGAUUCGUACCCCAAACCUGCCCCCCGCACCAAAAUAAGCCCAGAUUCAUCGUCUGCCCGACCUGUUGCUUCGGAGACUGAAAAAGCUGGCGCGACGGACAUGACUGACUCACCUGGCCUAAUGGAGAGAGAGAAAGAGAGGGAUGGGGCGCCUCCAGCCAAAGUUCUAGAUAUCCAGCCGAAGCGCCCAGGUUCCCUGCGACCACUCAAGGCCGAUGGUGGGGGUUCAGAACCCGGGACCUCCCCUCCGCACACACAGAAACUGGGUUUCAGCUAUAGUCGAGACGCUGACCUGAGCAAGAAGAAGAGAAGUAGCAUCAGAAAUGCUGAGCUAGAGACAAAGGCCGACAGCAGCCCACUGCAGACCAACCAUAGAGACGCACCUGUCAAACACGCGCAGGAUGUAGCACCUGUACCUGCGUCCAGCACCAACGAGGAGAAGAAGGUGCAGUCUCGUCAGGAGGAGCUGAAGGAGAGGGCGCGGUUGCUGCUGGAACAGGCUCGCAGGGACGCCGCGCUGAAGGCCAAAAACAAAACCGUCCCCAACGCCACCUCACCCACACGCCCACCACAAAUUAUCGACGAGCGUGAUGAGGAGCGGCGGAGGCAGCUGAGGGAGCGAGCGAGGCAGCUGAUAGCGGAGGCUCGUUCUGGAGUGAAGAUGGCAGAGUUUCCUCUGGCCUCAGACACGGCCACCGCUGCAGCGGAGUUCAAAGGAAGGUCAAAGGCAGCUGGAGACGUGGUAGACGUGGUGGAUGGGGUCUGUGUUGAUGGUGAGGAGGAUGAGGAGGAGGGGAGGGCAGAUGAUGAAGAGCAGGUGGCAGCAUCUCCUGAUGAUGAUGAUGAUGAUGUCACUGGUGGUCAGAAUGAGGAGGAGCCCAUGGCCUCCUGUCUGAUGGAGGAGGACUUUACUAACUCUGCCACUGACCUGGCAUCUCUGGGAGUAAUGAACAGUAGGCAUGUGGACCUGAAGCUGAAGAAGCUGACGGACGCUCGGCCACAGGGCGGAAGCUCGCCUUCAUCCUCUUCCUCUUCCUCCUCCCUCACAGCCUCCACCACCUCUCCGCUCAGCCCAGGGGAGGGGCCUGAGCUGGGCAUUCAGAAUAACGCGGAUGAGCUGAAAGCGGAGCGUCUGAGGAGAGCGACGGAGCGUCUGAAGAAUCCCGUGGUGUUCAGUAAGGAGUCUGCAGUGCGGAAGACGCAGCUCAAGUCCUUCAGCCAAUACGUGGAGACCCGGCCAGAGGUGAGGAGGCAGAGGUCAGUGCCUGAGGAGCUGAAGCGAGUGAGUGAGGAUAGAGGAGGCUUUUUGGACACUGAGGGACGAAGGCCAACUGAAGAAGAGCAGAACGUGUUCAGAGACACCAGUCAGUAUGUGGUUGGUGAGCUGGCGGCUCUGGAGAGUGAGCAGAGGCAGAUUGACUCGCGGGCGGCUCGUGUGGAGAAGCGUCUGCGCUAUCUCAUGGACACAGGGAAGAAUAAGGACGAGGAGGAGGCCAUGAUGCAGGAGUGGUUCACACUGGUCAAUAAGAAGAAUGCUCUGAUCCGCCGCCAGAACCAGCUCUCUCUGCUGGAGAGGGAGCAUGAUCUGGAGAGACGCUUCGAGCUGUUGAACCGGGAGUUAAGAGCAAUGCUGGCGAUUGAAGACUGGCAGAAAACUGAGGCCCAGAAGCGACGGGAGCAACUCCUUCUGGACGAGCUGGUCAUACUGGUCAACAAGCGUGACGCACUGGUCCGAGACCUCGAUGCCCAGGAAAAAGAGGCGGAGGAGGAGGAUGAGCACCUGGAGAGGACUCUGGAACAGAACAAAGGAAAGAUGGCUAAGAAAGAAGAGAAAUGUGUCCUUCAGUGAUCGUCAAUUCCGAUGUGACAAAAACUCACUAAAAAUACUAAGGAUGAAAAGAAGAGUGUUCACUACAGUUUCAAGCAAUGUAUUACUAUCAUACUGAGCAUUGUGUAAACACUUAUUACAUUAAUAUUAACUUUAAAUGAAACUUUGGUCAGCAUUUUCAGACCCAGACUGGUGGGUAGUUUUCUCGCCGGUGCCUCGGGUUUUUCCUUUAUACUGAGAGAUUACAUUUCACCAACACUAAUAGACCAUUAUUUUUCAUUUGGUUUCGGUUGCGCUAGUAAGCAAGGUACUUUAAUGUGCUAAAAGCAUAACCAAGCAGAAAGCUUUCUGAGAUGAAUAACUACAUACUGACCAAGAGAGAAAGCACCACACCGGACAUGCUGACUUUUAAAUCAAUGACGUUUCAAGCGCACAUAGCCUUCAACCUUGGGAAUGUGUGGUAAUUUCCCAUUGGAGAUUAUGACUGAAAACUUUUUAGGUACACUAUGUUGUUUUAUAGGGA
Messenger RNA from Colossoma macropomum (tambaqui), 5075 nucleotides. RefSeq names its product EH domain binding protein 1 (gene ehbp1). Gene Ontology annotation, molecular function: protein binding. The coding region runs from base 827 to 4573 and encodes 1248 amino acids. The record is from RefSeq and is a predicted model, not a curated record. NCBI's taxonomy places the organism in Eukaryota, Metazoa, Chordata, Actinopteri, Characiformes, Serrasalmidae. The transcript has 25 exons.